Myzus persicae (green peach aphid) is the source of this 2172-nucleotide messenger RNA. RefSeq lists its product as uncharacterized. The transcript is spliced from 6 exons. Lineage: Eukaryota; Metazoa; Arthropoda; Insecta; Hemiptera; Aphididae. The coding region runs from base 508 to 1572 and encodes 354 amino acids. The record is from RefSeq and is a predicted model, not a curated record.
UCGCGUCCGUGGCCCGUGCGAUUAUUGUGGUCGGCACGAGUCGCGACGGUUUUGUCAUUUGUCGCGCGCGCGUGCGCAGUGGGGGGCCCACGUGACGUUUUGAAUUUUCGUCCGUUUUUAUUUUCGUUUGCGCCGCUGAUUUUUGCGGAAGUGUAAGCCGCCGCCGUCCGCGCACGGGACCGGCAGAUCUAUAUUUACUCACAUUCCAGCCGGGCACUGGACGCGUCUUUUCACUGGACCGUUUGGCUUUGGCCUAGUUUCAAGAAAAAAUAACAUCGCAUAUAGGUAUACAGUUGUAGGUAGGUGGCAGCUACAAUACCGCACGAGGUGUAAUAAUAAAUCGUGAAAGGUCGACGACUUGGGCCCGAGCGUGUGUGUGUGUGUGCCGCGAGCGUUUAUAUGCACCGCUGCAAUCGUCGCCCCUCGUUUGUUUAUUGCCCGUGAAACGACGACGACGACGACAACCGUGGUUCCAGUCCCGGAAGGAGCACGCCACCGCCACCGGAAAUGGAAAGAAAUCAUUAUCUGUCCGGUUCGUUCGACGGUCUGUCCGACGGCGACCGCGACCAACACCACGUCCUCAACCAACGGCAGUACUUCAAGAGCUCGUUCGCCAAAUCCAUGGCGCUCGAGACGACCAAGUCGCUGAACUUUGCCGAUCUGGACUUGACCGGCAACGAACGGUAUAACACCGUCGGAUCGCAUCGACAGGCAAAUAGAAGACUUUCUCAAAGGUUUGAAACAAAUGAAAACAGUGAAUCCUUCGAAUUUAUCAGAAAAGAAUACAAACAUUUGCAAAAUCUUUACGACGACUUGCGUUCCAAACACGAGAAACUGAUGCACAAAGAUGCCAAUGACCAGGCGCCUUGCAUCGAGUUGACAUUGGCAAAAUCCCAAGUAGACACUCUUCAGUGGCAGCUGAAGCAGGUUGAGGCUAGUAAUCAAAUGUAUAAAGCAGUGUUAGAGCAAGUGUCUAAAUUCUUGGAAAAAGCGCACACUUCUUUAAACACCAACCAUGACAAACCUAAUCUUCCCAUUAAGAAUAGACCAUCACUGAAAAGUAACAGAGGGGAGUAUACAGAAAAGCUCUCACUAGAAGCAUAUAGAUUGUAUCGCACCGUUCAGUCUAUAAUUCAUACCAAAGAACCAGAUCUAGUCCAACACUUAACACCAUGCUAUAGUACAUUGUUUGAAAAGAACAGCAACUCCUCACUUUGCAGUUGUGAUUCUUUACCGGCCGUUUGUAACGGUGUGAAAUGCUUGGAAGUUUCUAGUAGCAGUUCAAAUCAUAGUGAAACAUCUAUUAAGGGAUCAGACUUUUUCAAAAAAGAAACUAAGCAAAAAAAUAAUGUUAUAGAAGAUGAGAGUGGUUUUUCAUCAAUCAGUUCACACGAUAACAGUAAUUCUCCUACUUACCCAGAAUUAGGAUUGCCACCAACCGGACAUUUUCCAAUUGAUAAAGUUUCAAGAAGGUGGAGUUCUGUGUCCAGUACGCCUAUUAAUCAAUCAUUUAAUUACCAUACGACUGGAAGUUCAAAUACUUCGCCACCUAUUAAAGUUUGUUGGGUAUAAAUGUAAUAUUUAGUGUACAAUAUAGCAUAUUGUACAUAUGAAAGACUUAUGUAUUCAGUAAUUUAUUUUUAUUUAUUGUUUUCAUUAAUUUGUUUGAAAGUAUUAGCUGUAAUUGGCAUGCUUAAAUUUUUUAUAUAUCAUGUUUUUCAUAAUCUUAGUAGUUAAAUUCUAAUGACUGUCACAUUUUUUAUUUAAAUAUUUUUAUUUUGCCGUUCUAAUUUACAUAUUAUUAUAGUUUUAUCCUUCACUGCGUUUGCUUCAUAAUUUAUUAACGGUUAACUCAAUGUUAUUUUUUAUUUUAUUUUCAUUAUAUAUUUUAUUCUUUUUGUUGUACGCAGGAUUUGUACAUUAGUCAAUAAUUAUUUUUAAUUUGAAGUAUAAUAAUAUAAUAAUAUUAAGACUUGUAAAUGUACAAAUGUAAUGAAUAUAUGUACAUGUUUGAUAUAUAUUCAUUUAUGAAGUGUAUAAUUUUUAUUUUAUUUUUUAUUUUUCCACAACAGUUUUAUAUAUAAUAUGUAUUCUGAUUAUCUGUACCUACUUUUUCGGAUUAAGCAUUGAUCCGAUAAACAUUAUUCAAAACAAUAAAUUAAUAAAUGUAAA